This is a messenger RNA of Marchantia polymorpha subsp. ruderalis, 1973 nucleotides long. NCBI's taxonomy places the organism in Eukaryota, Viridiplantae, Streptophyta, Marchantiopsida, Marchantiales, Marchantiaceae. The record is from the annotation of a GenBank genome assembly.
GGCUAUGGAUCUGCGAUUCCGGAAUUCGAACUCGAGUGUCGUUUGUAGAGAGGAAUCAGAGGAAGAAGUGACGUCGGGCGAGCAGCGACAAGCUCCGCAAUUAUGGUGGCGAGGACGGCUGGUUCGGACACCGUUGUUUCAGCCUCGGAGGAGGUGACGGUGGAAGGAAUUCGGUGCCCCGAGCAGCGGAGCAGUGAGAGCCGCCGCCCCGAGAGCAAGUGCAACUAUGUCUACGAGGGUCGGGAUUUCUAUCCCAUGCCCGUGGUCGAUUUGCAUGGCCUCGAGGUCGAGGAUCCGCAGAUCAGAGCCUCUGUUCUGCGAGAGCUGAAGGAAGCUGCGAAGGUCGGUUGUUUCACGACGGUGAAUCAUGGCAUCGAUCCGAAGGUGCUCCUGCAGCUCAGGGAGAACUCCAACGCAUUCUUCUCUCUGCCUUCCGAAGACAAGGCCAAGUGCGCCCAGGUCCGCGGCACCGGGGCCUUACGGGCCGUCGGCUACCAGACCCAAUUUCAAGGCCUCACCGAGAAGGCCUCUACUGUGCCGCGCCGGGAAGUUUUCGAGAUUCAAGGGUGCCCGCUGGAGGGCCGGGACUCCGUCCCAUGGCCCCAGUCAUCGCCUUCUUUCAGAGAGAGCCUGGAGACUUUCGCCGAGGAAAUUUGCAAACUGUCGACGUGGGUAUGCGAGUCGCUGGCUGAAGCGCUGGGUUUGAGUCGGGAUGCCUUUAUCAAGCAGCUCGGCGGGGGUGUACAUCAGCAAGUUGUCGCUUCCUCGUAUCCUGUACCAGAAAAUCAGCCCAAGGACACCCCAAGCUCGGUCGGGUUCGGUGCUCAUACGGAUCUUACUGUCAUCAAUGCUGUCGUGGAGGAUGAGAAUGGUGGGGCACAGGUGUGGCAUGACGAUCAAUGGAUGAAUAAACGUCCCAUUUCUGCGGGUGUCAGUUUCUUCCUCGGUGAUCCCAUAGAGUGCAUGAGCAACGGGAUCUACCACUCGAUUGUUCACCGAGUAAUUGCGCCCUGUAACAACAGCAGGUUUUCGUGCGUGACCACAUUGGAGCCUGUAGAUAAGGACGCAACUGUGUUACAGCCGGUGCCAGAGCUGGUGGCAAGGUCGGGCCAGCCUGCAAAGUACGUUGCUUACAACUUCGGCGGCCGUGGCAAAUCAGUUAUGUCUCAGCGAUUCGAUCCGGAUAUUUUGACCAAGCGGUUUAUGGUCACAGAUUUCUCAGUCAUCGAUCCCUUGCGGAAUUUUUCUUACAGAGACGGUGUCUUUUAUAUCGGAAGCCGGCCGCUUGGAAGUUUAACAGAAGAGUCCCCUUCCGGAGGCAAGGAAGCCUUUUUGCGCUGCCGGUCAGCGGCUCUGUGGCGCCUCUGACCAGUACGUCACUAGCGAACAACCGGUCGCUCCAGCAGAUCCGGAGCUGUAUAAAGCGAAGUUGGUGCUCAAGGUAUGGGAAAAGUUUGGGUAGAGAGUUUAACUUCCCCAUAGUGUAAUCUCGUGUGAGUGAUAUUCAAUUCGAGAAUCUUUGUAACUAGUGAAUCUGGCCAAUAGUUACAGAACGUCACUAAAUAUCAAUAGUGAUAUGAUAUACUCAAUAAGGACAGUUUCAAUUAUAAUUUUGGAAUCAAAAUUAUUACGAUGAAAAAAGAUCAUGUGUCCUAUCUUUGUCUCGACAAUUUACUUCUUCUAGGUUUCAUCUCGUUACAGAUUGUUUCACUUAUAUUUUUCUCAUAUGUUUAUAUUCAAAUGCAAUAAUAAAAGUAACAUUAAUUGUUCGAAAUAAUGCAAAAUAGUCAACAACAUAAAUCUUGCAACCAGAGAACGUUCUAUUAUGAAUAAAACUUGUGUGAGUGACAUCUCUCAAUAGUGCGAUCCAACGUACGUAACUAUUGAUCACCAAUGUAUGUAACUAUUGAGAUUUGAUACGUAUGGCCACGCAAUUUGUUCUUGUGAGUGAAAUCUCCCAGUGAAGUAAACCC